Messenger RNA from Erpetoichthys calabaricus (reedfish), 1178 nucleotides. RefSeq names its product L-selectin-like. The coding region runs from base 362 to 1063 and encodes 233 amino acids. The record is from RefSeq and is a predicted model, not a curated record. The transcript has 4 exons. Lineage: Eukaryota; Metazoa; Chordata; Cladistia; Polypteriformes; Polypteridae.
UUAGGUUUCUGAUAUGAAGAAAGACAUUUUAGUGAUACUUCUGCUAACCGGGUCAUACUCAAUGAUAUCUUGCAAUGUCACCCAAUUUACCUUUGUGUCAAAUAAAAUGACGGGGGAUGAUGCACAGAAUUUUUGCCGAAUUACUUUCACAGAUUUGGCAACAGUUGAAAAUGAAGAAAUAAAUCAGUAGCUGGUAAACCUCUCUCAAGGAAAUUCAUUCUGGAUUGGACUGCGACGUAACAGAGACAACUGGCAGUGGUCAAGUGGGGAAAACGUUACUUAUACCAACUGGAGUAGAGACUUCUACUGUGCAUUUGUUCGAUCAGAUGGCUCCUGGAAUGAUACUAUAUGCAGUACAGAAAUGCCUUUCAUGUGUUACAAUGAAACCAAUAACAUCAGUGAGAGAUAUUUCUGGGUAAAUGUGAAUUUGAACUGGAGUAGAGCUCAGAACUACUGUCAUGAGAUCUACACAGACCUGGUCAGUAUAAGGAAUGAGGCAGAAAAUCAGGAAAUAAUGAAAAAUGCUAAAAGCUUCCCCUUUUGGAUCGGUUUACUCAAUAAUCCAUGGAAAUGGUCCGAUGGUGGGAAUUCAACAUUUCAAAACUGGGAAAACUCCCUGCCCGAUAAUUGGUAUAAAAGCGGAAAGUGUGUGGAACUUAGAACUUCAGCUUGGAAUGAUGCUGCAUGUAAUCUGCAGAAACGCUUUUUGUGCUACAACAAGUCCUGCACUCCACUCUCCUGCACCAGCACAAUCAACUUUGUGUUGAAUUCAUUGUCCUGGGAUGAUGCUCAGAACUACUGCAGAGCACACUACACAGACCUGGUGACAAUUGAGAACAAAGCAAUGAAUGACCAACUGUUAAUAAUGACAUCAAAGAUAUACUCUUGGAUUGGACUCCGCCGUGAACGUGACAACUGGCAGUGGUCCAAUGGAGAGCCUCUAGUGUACACAAACUGGGAAAGGGAGUAUUUCUGUGCUGUGCUCCAGUCAGAUGGCUCUUGGAAUGACUCAGUCUGUGGUGAGGAAAAGCCUUUCAUGUGUUACAAAGGCAAGUUCAAUUAAUUGCAAAUGAUUUAUAAAGCACACUUCCAUUGACAGGUUCAAAGAGGUGUAUACCUUUACAAAUUAAGAAAUUUAAAAUAAGGCAUAAAUCAACAUGUAACAACACACAAAAAUG